AUGUUAACUCAAUCACAAAAUGUGGCUCUCUCGCCGCUCGACUUCUCCAACUACCAAAAUGCUCUCCUCGGCGUUCUGUGGAACGAGCUCAUGGAGGGCGCAGUAGAGCCCAUGCAAGCGCCUGUACCAUACCUGAUCAAUUUCGCAGAAGACUGCUUGCUAUGCGCCAUCGUGAUGUUGAGGGACAAGUACGAGGUGCCAGUAUCGGGCGAUUUCACCAUUCCUUUAGAGGAAGAAGAAUUCUCCAGUGGAGGGGAACCGAUCGGCCUCGUGUAUGUCACCGCUGCCCCUACGCAGAGCGCAGCACAAGAAGCAAAUGUGGGGAUCAUCAUCUCUGCAAGCCAUCGACGCAAGGGGUAUGCUUGCGAAGCCGUGGAGCUUGCGUUGAAAUGGGCGUUUGAAGACCUCAAGUUCCACCGUAUCCAAGCGGCGCUCAUGGAUGACGCCCAGAAAGACCGCGCGAUGCGUCUUUUUGUGGGACAGGGAUUUAGACACGAAGGCACCCGACGGCGGUCGGUGUUGAAGCCUGAGAGAAGGGGCGUGGUUGGCGUGUGGAAAGACGUCACGUACCUCGCGAUGCUUGAUACGGAGUGGGCGCUUAGGAAUAUGUUGAAGCACAAGGGCCCGGUGCCGACGUUAUGGGAUGAGAUGUUCGCGCGACACGCGACGGAGAGAGAGGAGAUGGUGAAAUGGGAUGAGAAGCAUAAUAGGGUCAGGAAGGUGUCGAGCACGGAAACUCUGCGC
Molecule: messenger RNA, 744 nt
Organism: Suillus plorans
Lineage: Eukaryota; Fungi; Basidiomycota; Agaricomycetes; Boletales; Suillaceae
Exons: 1
Molecular function (GO): acyltransferase activity, transferring groups other than amino-acyl groups
Source: RefSeq, a predicted model, not a curated record